Perca flavescens (yellow perch) is the source of this 6759-nucleotide messenger RNA. It is a transcript of the gene katnip, whose product is annotated as katanin interacting protein. NCBI's taxonomy places the organism in Eukaryota, Metazoa, Chordata, Actinopteri, Perciformes, Percidae. Bases 232 to 5103 code for a protein of 1623 amino acids. The transcript has 28 exons. The record is from RefSeq and is a predicted model, not a curated record.
GGAUCUCCCCAUUGGUGGACAGCUAUCCUGGUUACCAACCAACACUACUCACUGGGCACAUGAGAAAACACAGAAAACUCGUAAAAUUCAAAGCUGAUUGCUAACAAAGUGCUGUUUUACAGGGACAUGGUAAUCCAACACAACACACAUUUCAAUUAUAUCUUUGGAGAAUCAUCGGCCCUUCAAAAUAUGGGAUAGGGUUAUGUGAACAGCAUCACCUGCAGCCACACAAUGCAUAACGAGGAGAGUAAGACGUGCCAAGGAGAGAAGCUAGCCUCUGCUGUGGACGACACUCUGGAUGAAUAUUUAAUUGCUCUUCAGCACAAAAACAGGAUCCUAAAGCGCCUUAAAGUCAAAGACCCCAGGGAGAUUGAGUUGGAACAGCUUGAGCAAGGUUUUUCCAUUUAUCUUAAUGGAGCCAACGCUGAAGCCAAUAGGAAGCAGCCCAAGAGCUCCAACCACAAGUCUGUCACCUCCCCACCUGCUUGGAGGUUGGCACGUACAGCAGAUGUCUGUCGAAGCGCCCACCAGUUAACUGAAGACAGCCGUAAUCUGGAGCAGACCCCCAGCAAGAGGAACCACACUGCCCCAGGAAAGGUCCAGAGGAAAGAAUGGGUGCAGGAUUCUGUCAGAAUUCGAACAGAGGAAGGACCAAUUUUGCAGAUCUCCCCAGAAAUACGCUACUCUGAGGAUUUUGAGCCCUCUGAAAGUGUAGACAUGGAGAGCUCCAGUCCGCGCUCGCCUCGUAGUCCCUGCUCCCCAAGGAACACCUGCAAGGUGUCGCGCUCCUUCAGCUCCAGGCAUGAGAGCCAAGGAGGCCAAGCAAAUCAGGAGUACAAUGAGAAGGUACUUCUCAACCUUGAGGAAGUGAAGGUUCUGCGACGCAGCCUGGAGGUUAGCAUGCGGCGAAGCAACCGCGGCUCGGCGGGGGAGGAGUCUGACGAGGAGUGGGUGGAGGAGCAGAUCGAGAGGGAGGAGAGCACUGAGAGUCUGGACGAACUGGGGCUGCCUGUCUCGUCCUCCAAGUCCUCCUCCAACCCUCGGCCCAGCAGCUCCCAAUGCCGUUUCAACUCAGCAAACCUUGUUGUCCUGGACUUUGGACCCUCAACUAAAGGUCGUAAGAUUGAACGCUCUCUGUCUGCAAAAAGGAAAGAAAACACUGACACCUUUAUACCUUCCAAGCCCAUGUUGGUAAAGAGCAAAACAUUAGAUAUGCCACCUUCCAAAGAGAGCUGGGAUGGUCAGAGGCCAAGGAGUCGGGUGGAGAGGCCCCUGUCAGCAGCCAGAAAGGCUUCUGUUGAGGAGCGAGACUCGGACGAGAUGGCAUGCAGGGUGCGCCAGGCCAUCCAGAGAGAAAACAACCCUUUGCAGAGCCCUGAGCUCUUCAACCGCCACACGGGCAGGGGACACCAGAUGAUGAAUGGCUUAGCGCACCACAAAAGCCAUGACAAGGAUGGGAACAGUGUCACCGUGGCCAUGCAGAGAAUUACGCUUAUGGGCCCCGGGCAACAACAGAAACUGCUGAAAGCCUUGGAGAAGCUUGAAGCAGGACCCGGCUGCAACAUUCCUCAGAGUGUCAAAACCGACCAUAGCAAGCAGCCGAGAAAGCUGUCCUCGGGCGAUGUCAUCCCAACAUUAUAUGUUACCAUGGAGAUCCUGUCAAACUGGGGGAACGCUUUGCAGGUUGGGCUCACUGAGUUGCAGUUCUUCUGCCUCAGAAACAAGAAGGUGUAUGUGUCUCCACACGACCUAGACAUCAGGAACGCUGACUACCCCGGCAAUCUGGGGGCGCUUGUCAAUGGAAAGGUGAAGACCACCAAAGAGCGUCACAUGUGGACGUGUUUGUUCCACCCUCCCAUCCAGCUCUACUUCAUCAUCAGGAACAUGGAGCGCUCCCCAGACUUUGGAAUAUCUCGCAUCAAAAUCUGGAACUACAACACAAGCCUCAAUGAUCUCGACAUUGGUGCACGGCAUAUAAAGCUGUACCUUAACAGCACAUUGGUGUUUGAAGGUGAGCUGGAGAAGGGCUGCGGCAACCACGUCUUUGACUACAGCACCACAAUUGACCUCCAGGAUUUCCAGGUUUCAGACUCCUUGUUUUCCAGCCCUGUUUCUUCAGGACACAAUCUACGGGGUGCCAGCCCCCAGCGCCAUGAGGACAGAAAGGGUGGGGAGGGCUGCAGCACCCAGCACCACCACAGUUGGAAUCCGCAGCCAUCAGAUGCAGGCCAGGCUAUGGUAGACAUGCAGGAAAAGGCACAUACAUUGCUACCACCCAUCACUCCUUCACCAGUGGGGGUUUCAUCCACCGCUCUUCGCUCCUCCACACAAAGAAACUCUUUUGACCGGUCUGCUUCAGAGGAGCCCCUCUCUCUCCGGCAGCAGGUGGAGCAGCCUGCGACCAUGGAGCAGACGGUCACCACCCAGCCGUCCUCCUCACGGGUGGCCCCCCAGUGGCUGCAGCCCCUGAGCAGAGGAGCUCCAGAGGGCUGCGAAGCCAGCAGGGAGAGGCCCCGAUGGCUGGUGCCUCAGCACUCUGCAGAGCCCAUAUCUCCGUCAGCCUCGUCCUCUUCAAUGCUCCCGGAGCUGCCGUGUAACCCAGGCAGAGUGUGUAGGGGGAUGGAGAGGACAGCGAACGGGGAUCAGUGGAAGGCUGACUCUUUGGACCUAAGCUGCGACCUGCUGGAGGAGCUCGCGGAGCAAGCCCAAGACAGACCCAUCAGUGGGCGCAGGAGCUCAUUUCGAAACACUGCAGUCACUGCCAGGCAGACAGAGGAGCAGCACCUUAGAGCUACUGCACUUUCAAACACAGAGGAGCCAAUGCCAAUGGUGAACGCAAGCAGGAGGCAGGGCACCCCUCUGGCCCAGCUGCACAGCCAACAGGAUGACACCCUCAGGGAGUCCUGGGACUCUCUCACUAAGUUCAACCAAUGCCAGCGUGGACGCAUCUCCAACAUGGGCUUCGAAGGUGACAUCUUCGAUGAGUUCCUCCAGCGCCAGGGCCGUGGCCCAACCACAGUUCCAGUCAACUCUUCCACAGCACCCAGGAGCCCACGUUCCUCCGUCACCACUCAGGGGGCACUGUGUGAAGGCCCUGACGAUGAUCCAUCCAUGGAGCGGGAGGACGAGUUUGAGAUCCCUGUGCUGCCGCAGGGCCAAAGGCUGGUCAUCAACAUCCUGUCCACCUGGGGCGAUCGCCACUACGUGGGCCUCAAUGGCCUCGAGGUGUUUAGUUCCAGUGGAGAGCCCCUACGACCUGCUCACAUCCUUGCUGACCCUCCAGACAUCAACAUUCUGCCUGCGUACGGCAAAGAUCCACGCGUGGUCACCAACUUGAUUGAUGGCGUUAAUCGUACCCAGGAUGACAUGCAUCUUUGGCUAGCACCUUUCACCCCUGGUUGUAGCCACACCAUCUUUCUGGACUUUGGAGCUCCCUACCAAGUGGCCAUGAUCCGUGUGUGGAACUACAACAAGUCACGCAUUCACUCCUUCCGAGGGGUGAAGGAAGUGGAAAUGCUGCUGGAUGGAAGGUGCAUCUUCAGGGGCGAGAUUGCCAAGGCAUCUGGGACCCAGUCAGGAGAGUUGGACCAAUUUGGUGACACUAUCCUGUUCACCACUGAUGAUGAGAUCCUGGAGGCUAUGUCACGUUAUGAUGAAACCUUCCUCGGUGAAAGUGAGGGUCCCGAGAGCCUGGUGGCUGAGGAGGAGCUGCAGAGACCACGCACCGCUGAUGGAGAAGGAGAGGAAAGACCCUUCACACAGGCCGGCUUCCGAGAGGAAGACCUCAAAUUGAAACUUCACCUCAACCCCACUGUGAGCCAGUCUGAGGAGAACAUGGAGCAUAUUCCUGGGAUGUACACUGGAAAUUGCCUUAGACUAGAGCUGGUGUUGACUUGGGGGGACUCCCACUACAUGGGCCUGACAGGAUUGGAGGUGGUGGGGAAGGAUGGGGAGAGUUUACCUUUAGACCUCAGUAUGAUGGCUGCCUCACCAGGGGACCUCAAUGACCUGCCUGAGUAUGAAUAUGACCUGCGCACACUUGAUAAGCUUAUAGAUGGCCACAACAUUACCACUGAUGACCAGCACAUGUGGCUGAUCCCUUUCUCCUAUGGAGAGCCCCACAUCUUGAACAUAACGUUCAACAAGGCCCAGACCAUCGCUGGACUCCGUAUCUGGAACUACAACAAGUCCCCUGAGGACUCUUACAGAGGGGUGAAGGUGAUCCAUUUGUUCAUGGAUGAUGUUGCAAUCUCCCCAUUGGAGGGAUUCCUGAUCAGGAAAGGACCAGGCAACUGUCACUUUGACUUUGCCCAGGAGAUCCUCUUCCUAGACUUUCUCCAGAUGCCCACCGCCAACAAGAGUGCAGUGGACUACCACAAAGGAAGCUUCAAGAAACAAGAACAGGCCAGCAUGGACUAUGAAGCUCCCAUCAUGCCUUGUGGAUUCAUCUUUCAGCUGCAGCUGUUAACAAACUGGGGAGAUCCGUACUACAUCGGCCUCAACGGCCUUGAAUUUUAUGACCAGAACCACGAGAAGAUCAUUCUCAGUGAAAACAACAUCGCUGCUUUCCCAGACAGCGUGAACGUACUGGACAAUGUGAGCGGUGAUGUGAGGACUCCAGACAAAUUAAUAGAUGGAGUCAACAGUUCCCAAGAUGGAAGAUGUAUGUGGUUAGCCCCGGUGCUCCCUGGACUGGUGAACCGUGUGUACGUCAUCUUUGAUCAGCCAAUGACGGUGUCCAUGAUCAAACUGUGGAACUACUCAAAGACACCACAAAGGGGAGUAAAAGAGUUUGGGCUGCUUGUGGACGACCUCCUGGUGUACAACGGCAUCUUGGACUGUGUAAGCCAUGUGGCACGAGGCAUUCUGCCUACCUGUGAUCCAGUGGUGCCCUACCACACCAUCCUGUUUACAGACAACGCCUACAUUGCACACCGUGAGAGGAACACUGUCAUCAGUAAUUAUGUGGAGGACCAGGACGUGAAGAUGACCAAUGAGAAUCAGAUAGUCCAUCACAACAAGAAGAAGCAGACAGCAGACCCAGCUCUUCGGCCUAAAACCUGCAUGACUGAUGGUGGGAAACAUGGAAAGAGGAGGUACUGACAGACAGAUGAUGACAGAUGAACAGACGGACGUGGAUUCAGUGCUCAUGCAAAGAGAGCGGAACUGAAAGGGAGGAACUAUGGCUGAAUUUUGAAAACCUCCCUUACUUUCAGCAAAGUCAAGUUUGCAAAGCAAAGAUCAAAAGUAGCAAUGCUUUGAAAGGGCGACUUGACAGAUGGUCCACAAUGAAAAGAGCAGAGCUUGCACAGAUAACAAUGGGUUUGUACACACACACACACACACACACACACAAAAACACACACACAAAAACACACACACACACACACACACACACACACACACACACACACACACACACACACACACAGAUUCCACUUUAUGGUUGGAUCACUCCCCUUUCCCCACCAGGACACAUGUUAUACUGAACACAUACUGUAUGGUUGUCCCUCCCACAGUGCCAGGAUGAACCUGUGAGGCUGCAUUUUUAUCAGCCCUAUUAUUGUGCCUAGUACUAAACACUAUAUCUGUGGCUGCUACUUGUGACUUCUGUGUUGUAUAUUUAAAUGCUGCUUGUGGCGUGUAAAUACUUUAAAAAAAAAAGCCACAUGAAUACACUCUCACAUCAGGACGUGGCCAGUGGUACAGUUAUUAAUGAAUUGUAUCCACUGAUGAGCCUAGACGAUCAGCUCUUUGCCUAAUGGGUUUGAGAACUGACCAACACUCCCGCCACUACACCAACCGGUCGAAAUGCUAUGCAGACACUAAUUUAUAUCUAUUAAUGAUUUAUAUCUGUUGGCUAAUAUAUUUCAAAGCCUAAAUGGUUCUACUUGGGGAAGUGCUUCCAGGGAGCUUUUCACCUUUGAAAGAUUUAUAUCGAAGGCUAAAAUGGAAAUGCCUGUAGUUGAAAAAAGUACAGUGGUCCUUUUGUACAUUUCAACUUGAAGCUGCACAAAGCUUCAGACUCCACACUUGAAUAUUCAAAAUGUAUAUUUGGCUUCACAGAAUUAGGUCAGUAUAUUUUUCUGCUUAGCGCCAGGUAGAAAAAAAACAACUUGUUUGCAAUCCAAGUGACCUUUAUCGAAGUUGCUAUAUAAGGUAGAUUUUAUGGAGGCAAACAUUUCAUGAGCCAGUAAAGCAAGUUUUAGUAAUUUGGUUGAAAAUAAAAAAUUAAAUUAAAUCUACAUUUGCUUUAGAUUUUGAGUAGAUUCAGUAACAGGCACCUUCUAAUAUGCAAAUACUAUAACCUUACCUCAAAUUGAGAAGAAUGAUCUUAAAAAAGGGAUUUAUCUUUAUCUAUCUCUACCUUCACUAUAAUAGUUAGUAGUUGGUGUUGUGCUGUUCAUUCAUUCAAUAUUUACUGUACUAACUUGUUGCAUGGGAAAUUAGCUGUUACCAUCUUUAAAUGUUACUUUUGUUUAAAAGGAGUUUUUAGCGCUUCAUGGAAAAACCAUUUCAUCCUCCUUACAUAUGACAGGAGUAACCGUUAUGAAAUGCAGUUUUAUGUAUUUAAUUUCAGCGUGUCCAAGAGCAACAAUGGUCAAUACUCUGUAUCUCAGUCCUGCUCUUUAGGGUGGUGGCUAUUAUUGUGUGUGAUAUUAGUGUUUUGAAAUAUUUAAUUAUUUUUCUAAUCUUGAUUGAAUAUGUAUAUUUGAUGUAGUUUUAUUUGAAAUAAAUAAAAAUGACAAAAAACAAAAA